Molecule: messenger RNA, 267 nt
Organism: Arctia plantaginis
Lineage: Eukaryota; Metazoa; Arthropoda; Insecta; Lepidoptera; Erebidae
Source: the annotation of a GenBank genome assembly
AUGGGCGACUCUACUUUUAAACCAAAAAUCAGCCGUACAGCUCAAGACCCAGUGCUGAAGGAGGCCGAGAAAGCUUAUAUGAAGCUGAUUGAGGAAAAAAACCGUGAACGUGUUCAAAAGCUAAACAUAAUUUCCAAAAGAAAUAGAAUAACUGGUUUGGCUAUCGGUACCGGAGUUCUCGGCAUUUAUCUGUACUCUAUUUUCGCUGUCAAGCAAGAAACGUUUUUGGACGAUUUCAACGAGCCUGUAAAAGUGCAGCAACCUUAA